CUCUGCCAUAGUUUUGUUUCUUGACUUUGACGAGUUUAGUAACAGCUGACAAACGUGAAGAUAACAGCUCUGAGGUCUGUUCUCUGCUUGUACAUUCAGGAUGGACAGGAAGCAGUGUUGUGUGAAGCUGUCGGUCCAGCCGUCCAGAGGACUCAUGGAUGAGAAGUUCAUUGUCCUGGUCCAGAGCGUUCCACCUGGUUUGCAGCUGACCGUCCACGCCCUCCACCAGUGUGAAGAUGGGCACAGCUGGGAGGCAUUCGGUCACUACACUGCCGACGCCAGCGGCACUGUGAACGUUUCAGAGGAUCCCAGUCUGGGCGGGACAUAUACAGGGGUUGAACCGAUGGGUCUACUGUGGAGCUUCAGAGCAGUUCCAGGCAGCAAACCUGGACUGAGGAUGAGGAAGAUGAACGUCCAGACUCCCAUGGAGGUCACAAUCUCAGUGUACGAAGGUCACCAGACCGAGGGGUUCAUGGAUCAGGUGCCGCUGGCCUGUGUGGUGGUGGAGCGCUGGUACAUGGCGCCUGGCAUCCGCAGGAUCCCGAUCACAGAGGAUGGACUCACUGCGACCCUUUUCCUGCCCCCAGGACCCGGACCUUUCCCUGGUCUCCUGGACCUGUGGGGCGGCGAAGGGAAGUUGCUGGAGUACCGUGCAGCGCUGUUUGCCUCCCACGGCAUCGCCUCACUGGCUCUUGACUAUUUGACACCUGAAAUCACCAUGGAAACCGGGAAGAUGGUGGACAACAAGUACAUUGAGGCGGCCUACAGAGUCCUGCAGCAGCAUCCCCAGGUCCUCGGCAGCAGGAUCGCCAUGUUGGGCCUUUCACUUGGAGCCAGUGUCACCCUCAAAAUGGCUGCUUACUCCCAAGUUGUAAAGCUCAGGUGUGCGGUGUGUGUUAGCGGGAGUCAUGUGCAGCCGGUUGAUGGAUUUUUGAAAGAACUCUUGCUUUUCUGUCACGAAAACGCUGGGAAGACUCGCUACAACGAGGAGAACCAGGUGAUGUUUAGAGACCUGCUGCUGCCCAUCCCCACCGACCCCUCACUCAAAGUGGAUGUGGGACGACUCCAGUGUCCUCUGUUGCUGGUUGUAGGUGAGGACGAUCAGAACUGGCCCGCCUACGAGUCUGCAAUGGACAUGAAGGAGAUGAUGGAGCGAGCGGGGAACAGCCACCUGCUGACUGUGCUGUCGUACCUGAACGCCGGUCACCUGAUUGAACCGCCGUACACGCCACACGCCAAAACCAGCACUUUUAAAUCAGUGGAAUCAACUCACAGUGUCAUGGCUCUGUGGGGUGGAGAGACGUUGGCACAUUCUCGCGCUCAGGAAGACGCCUGGAGGAAGACGUUGGUCUUUCUGAGGGAGAAUCUGUACGCUACGGCGGCAGAAAACCCCCAGUGCAACCUCACUUUCACAGAGUUACAAAUGUAAUAUGUUCAGAGGUUAGCCCCCUCCAACA
Molecule: messenger RNA, 1457 nt
Organism: Seriola dumerili (greater amberjack)
Lineage: Eukaryota; Metazoa; Chordata; Actinopteri; Carangiformes; Carangidae
Product: acyl-coenzyme A thioesterase 4-like
Exons: 11
Coding region: 101-1429 (442 amino acids)
Biological process (GO): acyl-CoA metabolic process; fatty acid metabolic process
Molecular function (GO): fatty acyl-CoA hydrolase activity
Source: RefSeq, a predicted model, not a curated record